AUGCUCAAAUCAGCGCUGAUUCAAGGACUAGGCACGAAUCUUCCUUUUGCUUUUCUGUUCGCUGCUCAUUCUUCUGCGAUUGAUACGAUUUUAAAGUAUGGAACGAAGAAGCAAAUUGAUAUUGUAUCCAUUGAUGCUGUCAGCGGAUUCACAACAGUUCCAUAUUUCGAAAGUGGUCUCUUUUACUCCGAAAAUGGAAAAGUAUCUGGAUCAGGUUCGCUCCGGUUCCUCACAUCCGGGAGAGUGACGAACAUCCUGGCAAAGGUUCAGCUGGAAAGUGGUGGGGAAACUUAUGCGCUCAUUCCGAAGAACGCGAGGGGCGUGGAAAUUAAACCAUGCGGAGAAUUUACUCUGUCGGAUGUUGAUAUUCCACUCGAUGCGCUUAUUCCGACUAAAUUCAUCUCAGGAGAAGAGAUUAUUUCGCAAGACGUGACGCAGUACCUUCAAGACACAAUACAUCUACUUGAGUCUUCUGCCAUUCUUGGUUGCAUGAGAGAGCGUUUUGAUGCUGCUUGCCAUUCAUACUCAUAUCUCAAGGAUAAUACUGGAAGAACUCUUCUCAAAACGGAUCUUGUGUCACUUAGUCUGACGAACCUGAUGUCCGAAAUUUAUUCUCUUGAAUCAAUCAUCACCUGUAUCUGCGGAAAAAGGCCGUGGAGUUCCGAAUCACUCGCGGCGGAAAUAGCAGCUGCUAGACUACUCGCUAAUUCGUCCGUCCGUUGGUAUGAUGAAUUGGUCAGUUUUCUCGGGCCGAUUCAGUUUGAGCAGCCUUGGAAAACUCACAGAGAAGAACUUGCUGCUUUUUGCGCAAAAAUACCAAAUAAUGACUUGGAAAUGACGAUAGGACUUCGUGGUUUUCAAGCGGCACUUGCUCAAUCUGCAAACAUGGAGAAACGCAUCUUUGAGGCAGUGCCCUUAUCGAGGGAAUUCCGAAGAAUCAUGGGUUGGAAAGCUAACUGGAGGAAGACACAUCCUGAGCUUGUUUCUUUUGGACACGGGUUUUCUUUUUCUUCGAAGAUUUGUGAUUCGAAUCAGUCGAUUUUGAUGACAACAAGGACUAAUAAAUAA
Oikopleura dioica is the source of this 1068-nucleotide messenger RNA. The record is from the annotation of a GenBank genome assembly. Lineage: Eukaryota; Metazoa; Chordata; Appendicularia; Copelata; Oikopleuridae.